Messenger RNA from Ruditapes philippinarum (Manila clam), 3560 nucleotides. RefSeq names its product mucin-5AC-like. The record is from RefSeq and is a predicted model, not a curated record. Gene Ontology annotation, cellular component: plasma membrane. The transcript has 12 exons. Bases 511 to 2487 code for a protein of 658 amino acids. NCBI's taxonomy places the organism in Eukaryota, Metazoa, Mollusca, Bivalvia, Venerida, Veneridae.
CGAGGUAUUGAUAGGCAAUGAAUAUAUAAUACCAGACUCCCUGGAUGCUAAAACGAGAAAAUGGAUAGAAAUUGCCCAACAGGAUAAUGAAUUUUGGUCGAUAAGUGAAAUAAUAAACAAAACAAUUUGAUGUGAGGCUUCAUUUUUGAAAUAUUACACUUGAAUGAUGACUGGUAUUAAUAUUACCUUAUUAAAGUAGGAUAUCUUUAAUGUUUGCAUUGUUUUGAAUGCGUGAUUGCCAAAGGAAGCGGGUAUACUCCACUGCUCUCAUGUGAUAUGAUAUAAUUAUCUCCUGUGUUUUUAAAUAUGCAUGUGGUAAAGUGGUUAUUUAAACACUUUUAAUGAAAUUUUGAUAUGAUAAUAAUGUGUUUAAACUACAUAUUUGACAAACAGGAAUGAGAGAAAAAACGGCUUAUUCAAACUAAUGAUGCAAGAACGCAAGUAUGAGAAAUGUGAAACGGUGUGAACAGAUGAAAUAGUGGACGAAAAUUCUAAUAUAAAAGAUCAGACAUGGCCGUUACUGUUGUUUUUUCUACAUUAAUGGUACUAAUAGCAAAACAGAAUCAAGACUUUAAUACACUAUGGAGCAUGACGGGCGGAGUAAACGAUGUUCUUGGUAAUAAACACACAAAACACAUACAGGGAGUCAUUCAUGAUGGGAACUUCAAAAGCGCAAUAGUAGAUAAUUGGGAGUUACAAGAAUUUGAUUCUGUUUCUGUAUAUGGGAUGAACAUUUUCGGAGAUGCACUUUGGGAAACUGAGUUUAAUAUUACAAACAAAUUGCCACCAUUGUCCUCAUGGCUCGUAUCUGGUCAGAUUAUAAACUGCACAUCAGCGAUUGGUUGUACUCAAAGUGUUAUUUUCAACACAGAGAACUACGAGUUACGCUUGUCACCAUCAACCGGAAAGUCCUGGUUUGCUUUAUCAACAAACAAUUUGUCAUAUGGACCAUUGCCGCUUAUUUUUGUUCCAAGAUCACCGCACAUUCCAUUUGAUGAGCCUAUAUUUUUAGACGGUCCACUUGGAUGUUGGGAUACAAAUAUUCUCAUCAAUAAUGUGUUCAUUAUGCAGGACACAGUGUCCAUGACGCCUACAAUCUGUAUUCAACAAUGUGAAAUGAACGGGAAAACAGUGGCAGUUCUCGCGGAAGAAAGCAAGUGCUAUUGUGCAGAUGUCGACCCUAAUGUCCCACCAACAGAUGCACCGGCUAAUUGCUAUAGGCAAUGUCCAGGAUCGACGGACUAUUGCGGGGGUUUUUCUGCCACAUACGGAAACGCUUAUCAUGCUCAAGGAAAUGCGUUACCAGGCGAGCUCCCAAUUUUACUGCUGUAUACAGAUACCCUGGCAAAUGUAAAUUCUGUCGUUCAGAUAUCAUCGUCUGAUGUGUAUGCGGCGAUACCUACAAUGUAUAUGUUUAUAUCACACGUCAAUUUAACAGCUACUGGGUCAACAGAUAUUUUAUAUACAAUUCACUACAGCAAGAACAACUGUUCUUCUUCAUCUGGACUGAUGAAAGUGGUUUCUUUUGAUGGUUUAACGGACCAGAUAUUUUAUGGAAAUGGAACCAAAGCCAGUGUUGAUAUGCUAAAAGCACGUUGUGUCGAAUUUACCUUUGAUCAGCCUCUCGUAUCAGUUACGAUAGAACUCUGGGGCCCUGAUGAUAGUUUUGACCAUGUUACAGCAUCUGCUUUAGUUGUUAGAGGAAAGAAAUAUAUUACAGUUACACCAGCUACUACAUCUACUAGUCCUACCACUACCACAACUUCCCCUCCAACAACUACGUCCACAACCCAGCAACCUACAACUACAUCUACUACAUCAACUUCAACAACAACUGCUGCACCCACUACUACUUCAACAACAACUGCUGCACCCACUACUACUUCAACAACAACUGCUGCACCCACUACUACUUCAACAACAACUGCUGCACCCACUACUACUUCAACAACAACUGCUGCACCUACUACUACUUCAACAACAACUGCUGCACCCACUACUACUUCAUCAACAAACUCGCCAACUACUUCAACGACUGUUGCACAAACAUCUUCAACCUCUACGACUACGACUACAACGUCCAUGCCAGCAUCAACAACUACUACUGCGGGUACACCAGCUACAAUUUCAUCGGCAUCAACAUCAUCAACAACAGCUGUACCCAAAUGCACAUGUCCGUGUAAUUCAUCAUUUCCUCAAUUAAAUAUGACCACGGAGAAAUUACAGGAGAAAAUUCUAGAAAUACAGCGCCGUCUUGCUGUAAAUGUGUCAACGCUAUCAUCAACGAUACGGAAGUUAACAAGCGCAGAAGAUUCGCGAGUAUCUGCAGUGAGCAUCGGAUAUGUUGGUGUUGGUAUCCUGGUUUGUAUUCUUGCAUCAAUAGUGUUUAUAGACUCUGCAAGGUUGCUCAGAGACCUAAAGAAAUUAUUACACAACAUUAGGGAUGGGUUGUGUCCUAAAACUGUGGAGAAUUCUCCAGUCAGCUAGCAUUUUGAAAAAUAGAGUAAAAGAAUACUAUUGUUUAUAACAGACACAAAGUUUCAGUCUCGACAAGUAAAUGAAGUAAAUGUGAACAUGUCAAUACAAUACGUUUCCUGGCAGAAAGACGUUUUCAUUUAAAUUUGGACAUUACUUUUUCACACAAAUGAAAGUGUUUAUUUCAAGAGUGGUUUCCCUUCAACCAUUAUUCAUAUCUAAUAUAUACACUGUGCUGAUCCACCUGAUGACAAUAAUGAAGCGAGUAUGUGUUUUAACAAUCACAAAUAAUUGAAAAACAAAUUGAUUUUAGACUAUCGGUUUUAGAGGUAUAUACUUAAAGACAAAAAAUAAACCAAUUAAUAACAUUUGAAAUAUGCUGCUUAUUUCAAGCUGUUCAUAAAAUGACACUGUGUUAAGACAAUAGGGCGACUUAACAUUUUCAAUGUUUAAAGCUGUUUUCCCUCACACAAACUUCGAAAGUCUGCUGUACCUUGCAGCUCUAUGCAGUAAUUCCUUUAUCUAUGUCAUGAAACUGACUUUUAUAAGUAGAAUAUAGCACUGCUGAUUGUUAGACGACUGUAUUCAUACUAUAUUUGAUAUGUUAUUCUAUAACAAAAGACAAGAAUAAAGAUCAACAAGGCAAAGGUAACGUUCACAGGACGCAGCCCCCGACACACCCAAGUAUGGCACCCAGAAGGCACCAAACCAAAACCUGGAGUGGACAUAAGGGCUGUGAAAGGAGAGGGACAAACAUCAUUAUUUGUUGUAUAUGAUAUUUUCAAACUGUGAUAUUAGGAGUACUCACAAUAACCCGGCUGAAUUACAUUUCUGGACGGCACCUGAAUUUAACGUAUAUCAGGCGUUUCAGGACUUUCGUUACCUUAACCAUUGAAUGUGUGUUUUGUCAUAUUCAUUUGAUGUAUGAUGUUAAAUAAAAUAUCACAUCGGAUUUUUAAUAUUGUUGAUGGAAAUAAAUGUUUAUUGACAGCUUAUUCGUAAUAUGUACAGUCGAGGGUUUUUUGUCAGUUUGUUUUUGAAGAUAAUAUUUUUGUAUUUAUUUCACAGUUAUUGAAUAAAAUGAA